Halteromyces radiatus is the source of this 10397-nucleotide messenger RNA. RefSeq lists its product as uncharacterized. Bases 69 to 10217 code for a protein of 3382 amino acids. Gene Ontology annotation, molecular function: microtubule binding; actin filament binding. The record is from RefSeq and is a predicted model, not a curated record. The transcript has 8 exons. Gene Ontology annotation, biological process: actin cytoskeleton organization. Gene Ontology annotation, cellular component: cortical actin cytoskeleton; cell junction; plasma membrane. Lineage: Eukaryota; Fungi; Mucoromycota; Mucoromycetes; Mucorales; Cunninghamellaceae.
AUUAUUUAUUAUAUUCCCCAUUUGUAUUUUAUAUACCUUUAUUCAUGACUUUAUAUGUUUAAAAAACCAUGACUACUCCUACUUCUAAUGCAAUAUCACCAUCUUCUUCUAUCUAUUCCUCAUCUACUGUUAAUUCAUCCAUUGGUCGAUCUGCUUCCAACCGUUCUUUAUAUCGCGAUCUCACUUCUACCGCCACAAACAACAAUUCUUCCACAGGAGGUCGCAAACCAACUACAAUGGGUCGUUCACGACAAAAUACAAGUGACUUUAUGACAGGAGAAGACUUGGUACGUACUAUUGGUUCUGAUUAUCAAGAAAUUCAGAAAAGAACAUUGACUAGAUGGGUGAACACUCAACUCAAAAUAGUGGACGAUCAUAUCACCAAUAUUGAAACUGAUUUCAAGGAUGGACGGAAGUUACUCAAACUGCUCUCUGUUGUAUCUAAAGAACCUGCACCAAAACCUGAAAAGAUGAACAUGCGUAUUCACCAACUUGCCAACGUUGCUCAAGCUUUAUCUUUUUUGGAAAAACAAUUGGGUGCUGACUCUAUUGUGGAUAUGGGAAACGAAGCUAUUGUCAAUGGUGAUAAGAAGAAGACUUUGGCUCUGAUAUUUUUUAUUAUGAUCAAGUAUCAAAUUCAAAUUGUUCUCAAUGACCAUGGUGAUGAUUUUACUCAAUCUCUAUUGAACUACUCUGAUCGACAACGUGAUGGUCUUCGUAUCGAUUCAUUAUCACCAACAAAUGAAACAACAGCAACAAACAAUAAUCAACCAACUCAAACUGAAAAAGGGGCAAUACCAACCACACCUAUACCUGUUACCAAUUCUCUUUUGGCAGCACGAAAAUUAGGAAGCAAUUAUUCGAUUAAUUCAGAUAAACAACAUACAAGUUCAGCUGAAUCUAAACUAGCACUUCUUUUUUGGGUACGAAUUCAAUUAGAAGACUAUAUUGCAGCAAAUAUUAUUCCAAGUAUUCAAGAUUUUUCUCGAUCCUGGAGAAAUGGUUUGGCUUUUUGUCUUUUGAUUCAUCGGCAUGGCCCUGGACUGGUUCCUGACCUAUUUUCCUAUCAUCUCAAAGACGCAGAUCUGACUCAAAAACAAACCUGGCACCGCCUAUUGACGCUGGCGUUUGAUUUGGCGACGGAACAUAUGGAAAUCCCAAGAUAUUUGGAACCGGAAGAUUUGGUGGAUGUUGAUUAUCCUCAUGAACCCAGUGUGAUGAUGUAUGUGGCUGAAUUUUAUAAGGUCAUGUCUCGCGUACAACAAGAAAUAUCAGCAGAACAACGACACGAAGCUGCCAUACGACGACGUACAAAUAUCGCCAUGGUGACUGGUGGAAUCGACAAUCUGAUGACAAUGGAUGAUGAACAUCACAUUCACGACAGUGAUACAGCUAUUACAGAUGACAUUGUAGAUGAUAAUGAAAGUAUGACUUCUUCUGUCUCCAACAACAACAACAACAACAACAAGAAUAAGAAAAAAGCUCAUCGAAUAUCUACUUUGGCUGACGAAGAUAAGGAACGAAUCAAGGCAGAUUUGAAUAGUAGAUUGAUGAUGCAAUUGACAGGUCAUCUUCCUCGAGGUGUGAACCCAGUACUGGAUCAACUUAUCACAAUUCACGAAACAGUAUUGGCAUUUAUUAAAACUAAUACUAGAACAUUGGAUGAAAUACCUACCUCUUUUGACGAUGCUGAUACUGUGGCUGAAUACUUGGAUGCUUUAGAAAUCGUGGAAGAACAAAUGCAAGAUGAAUCAACGUUACUGGAUACUGCCAAGGAUGCCAAAGACAAACUUAUUUUACCUCCAGAAACAGCUGAUGACUCCAUCAUUCGAUUAACUGACUUACAACGCACCCAAGUGAACAAUCUCUAUGAUAUGCUGUUAAAUCAUUGGACUGACUUUGAACAACUUUUAUCUGCUACCAAAUGUGAUCUUCUGCGUAUUGAAUCUGAUUUGGUGGAUAUCGAAGAAGGCACUCACAAGUAUCAUACUGAAGCUGACAAGGUGUUGGAUAAAAUCAAGGAGUUACAACUAUUAUUGAGUCAAGUACCACCAAGACACGACGAUGACGGUAUGGAUGACAUUGAUGUAACCGAUGGUACUAAAAAAAAGGGUGAUGUUUGGCAUCCUUUAGAUCCAUGCAGUGAAGAUGGUCAAAUGGAAAAUCUGUCAAUUCUUUAUCAGCAAGCAGCAGAGGCAGCCAAUGAAAAGGUGGAAUUAUUUGAUGAUACUACAUGGAAAUCCUACAGAAGAUUCAUACUGCAAUUCUCUCGUGUUAUUCUGAAACAAGUUACUUCAAGCUUACAAGAAUUAGAACAAGAGCAUCAAGAAUUAAUGAAUACCAACCAACAAGUACUUUCGUCAAGUAAGGAUUUCUCUCGCGCCUUGGUAUUGAUCUCUACUACAACAGCUAUUGGAAUGGAACUAGAAUCGAUUCACAAACUCAUGGAUGACAACAAUCAUACUACAAACGAUGCCAUUUUGGAUUUAGAAAAGCAAGUCAAUGCUGUUCGCACACGUCUUCACAAUACAAGGGAAAUGCAUGAUGAUCUCUUGGCCAAUGAUACUCGACUAAUGGAAUACGUAGACAAAGUACAACAACAAUAUGAAACUGUUCGUGACUGGGUGGAUCAAGUUCGAGUCUGGUUUAUUGAAGCGGAACGUAUUCGAAAAUGGAUUGAAGCACGUAUCGACAUUAUACACCAAAGAAAUGAAUCAGCUGAAUUCGAUCCUCUUGAUGAUAUUCUAGUACAAGCAGCACAAGAAAACGCAACACUAUGGCAUGAGGAACAUGUGAAGCUUGGAAGAGAAAUCGAUAGAUUUGACGCAGAUGAUAUGGCAAGACUACGAACUCAUGUCAAAACUUUGACUGGUACUGAUCGUGGAAAUCGUGAUCUCAGUCCGGCCGACACUUCUACUAUCGAAAUCACACUUACCACACUCAAUAUGCUUAACCAAUUGAUGCACUUGCUACGACAACGGUCUUAUAUGGUUGAUAUGUUGAUGCUUCGAGUACAAUGGGAUCACUUUUUUGAAUCCUCGACGAAAUGGAUCAUGGACACAAAUCAAUCAAUCACUGACUUUUUGGCUCCUGGUCAUGCAAGAUGGGUAUCUUCUAAUGGAGAUGGUAGUGACAACAAUUCAACAAACGUGGAUUCUUCUGAUGACAACAAAAACAACAACAGUAAUCGAAGACGACAGUCUAUUCGUUCCAACAAUGCUACUGAUACCGAAGAGAUGAUUCAAACUCUGGUGACUUUGGAAAACGAUGUGAUUCAAUUUGAUCAAGGAUUGUAUUCUGAAUGUCUGGAUGCCUAUCAAGAAAUGGAAGAUCUACAAAAUGAUACGUUGCCUUCUCAUUUGGAUUCAAAACAAUCGCGGUUUGAAGACAGUUUUGGUGAUUUGAUGAAACGUGUUGGUUUUGCUCGAAAGGUGGUGGAACAACAUUUGACACUUUUGGAUAUCACCACUCAAUAUCGACAAUUACGGAACAAGGGUGAAGCUUUACGGAUAUCUAUGAUGAGCUCCUCCAAAUCGACAACAACACAAUCUUCUUCUACUGCAGCAAAUACUGAUGAUAAUGAUGUAUAUGGAGAUCAAGUACAAGCUUUCAAAGAGGAGUCAUCUCAACUCAUUACCUAUGUUUUUCCAACAAUAACAUACACGGAAACUCCAAUCUAUGUGUCAUCGGUAAUAGGAUCUCAAGAUGCUCAAGACAAUGAAAAAGCUAAUGAUGCUAUCAAGGAUGUUAUUCAAGCAUAUGCCAUGCGGUUAGCCACUAUUGCUGAAGCUCUGGAAAAUCUUUUAGUACGUCAUCGGAGGGCAUUCUCUCUUCAACAACGUGCAACUUUGGCUUAUGAAGAAAUGAUGCGAUUGAUUCUAUGGUUAGAUGAACGAUGUGAAAUGUACAAGAAGAGCUGGUUGGACGGUGACAAAAUUGACGAUGAAGAUGGUGAUGACAACAACGACAAGGAUGAUGACAAUAAUAUGAUGGUGCGUUAUCAACGUGAACUGGAUGGUAUACUUGCUCGUAUGAAACAAUUAGAGGAAGGCGACUUAUCAAGACUCCGUGCUCGUGUUUCAGCUAUUGAAGAUGAAAUUGAUGCCUCAAAUGCCAUCUCCAUUGAUCGCAGUACAUUGGUCAAUGCCGUGGAACAAUUGGAUGAUAGUCAUCUACGAUUACGACAACUGUUAGGUAGACGUGCUAUGGAAAUGACCAUCAUGAGCAAACAACAAUUAUGGGAAGUUCAAUUAUUGGAUGUUAAUCAUACUAUGGACAAUAUAGCUCGCGAACUAUGGUCUUUGGUAGAUUCAAUCAACUUACAGGUCAAUGCAAAUGGUGAUUGCGAUGAUGAAGAUAGUGGGGAUAAUAGCACUUUGGCAUUGGAUCAACAAAAAUCUUUGGUAGAAUCAACUCGAAACUUGUCUAUCUUUACUUCUACUGGAUGCUACGCUGAUUUAGAGGAAGCCUAUCAUCAACUAAAUUCGAUCUCGUCAUCAUCAUCUUCAACAACAACAACAACAACAACAACAUCUAUACCAACACCUACAAAGGAAAAACAACUUGCUCUUAUCGAUAAAUUACACGACUUGGAUCAACUUUAUCUCUAUACACAACGAUCCAUCGACUACAAGAAUGAUAUGAAAUCUCUCGUAGGCGCAACAAAAGAGGCAACGAUCGAAGCAAACCGUGUACAUGAAGAAGCAGUAAUUCUAUUUAAUCUGGUAACACCUGGUACAUCUCAAAGUGACUACUACAGCAAGCUGGAUUCUGCAAGGAGCGUUGAUUCUGGUCUAUCCAUUAGUUCUCAUUCAUCAUCAGGAACAGAUCUCGUUUUACAUUUCAAACAAAUUGUGGAUGAUCUAUCUCGGAAACGAACUGACAUUCAAGCUCCUACUAAUGGAUCAACAUUGUUUACAAGUUUACGUAGUUCAGCAAUGACUUAUGGGGAAUCUACUGAAUCUAUCAAUAAAUGGCUCAAUUCAAAGUUUAAUGACCUUCAAUCUGUACUAAAAUCCCUCGAACAACUUCAAUUCCAGUAUCUCAAUGCCAUGGCGACCAAGGAACAAGCUCGACGAUAUAUGGAUGAAGCAAACCACCAAUUACAAUGGAUUGAUAAACAUAUCAGCAUACUCAAAACAUGCCACAUCGAUAUAUCUGAUGACUCUAUCAAUGUGACCGAAGACAACAUCCAAACACGUGAACAGGAACUUGAUCGAUUGUCCGAUGAUAUCUCUACGUUUAAAGAAAACCAUGUUAUGCCUCUUAAGGUGCAAGUGGAAGCUCUCAUCAAGGCCGCCAGUUCAGCAACAACAGAUGAUACGACAUCGUUCAUGGAUGCAUUGGAUACGUCUACCUUGGCAAAACUGACGGGACAGGUGAAUUCUGAUAUGAAUCAAUUAGAACGACAAACGACAAUGGAAUCCCAAGCUUUGAAUACGAUACGACAAUGUAUGCAAUGGGAAAAGGAUCUACAGCAGUUAGUACAUGCCAUCGGCUCACUACAAGAACAAUUGUAUCCUUUGGCCUCUGAAACCAAGGAAAAGGCAAUGCAAGAUGAUUUAUCAAUGGUGGAUCUUGGUUUGUUGGAGACAUCUUGCGCGAAGAUUGGAACACAAGUCAAAACAAUUCAUCAUACAGUAAUGGAUGCACGACAACGAUUUAUGAACAAUUUAUCGCCCGCUAUCUAUGCACAAUUACAACCAUCAUCUUCAGCAAGUAUAGUAUGUGAUCGUUUGGAAACACGCCUGGUGGGAAUGGAACGCUCUUUUACACGUUGUCAAGACACACUAAAGGGUAUCCUGGAUGAAAUUGUUACUCUUAAGGAACAACGAUCGUGGCAAAUACAAGUGAACGAAACAUUGGACGUAUAUGAUGAUCUCUCUAUGACGGUGGAAUCAUUUGUAGAAAUCAAGGCAAGAUGGCAACCUGAUACGGUGAUUUCUGAAGAUGAUGAAGUGGAUUUACGAAAUGCCUGGAUAAUCAUCAAAGACAAACUGGAUGGUCAUUAUCAACAAAAUACUCAACCUCUACUACAAGACAUACAAGCAUGGCGCCAGCGAAGGGAGCAUUUACCAACUCUUGGAUCCAAUGGUGGUAGUAUGGGUGACUGGCCGGAAAAAGCAAUUCGAUCUUUACAAAUUGCUCACGAUGUAGUAGAAAAGUAUCUCGCAUUUAGUAACGAAAUCAUCAAUCAACGGUGUCUUAUGGUUGCUUUUCUAUGGCGUACCUCUCAACUUGAACGAUCGGCUGAAGUGAUUCGUGAGGAAUUUCUUGAUCAAGGUGAUGACAAUUAUAGUGAUGAAGAUUGGCUGACGGAUCAUAGUGAAAGAUUACAUCGAUUCAAAUCUGGCAUUGAAGACAUUCGACAUGACCUUGGUGCAACUAUCCCAUUACCAGUAAGAAGUGGAAUCUCCAUCUCUUCUUCUUCCUCUUCCUCCUUAUUACCGGCCAACUUUAAAAGAUCAAGAUCUCCUUCUAUGGAUCAUAUCUCUGGAGUCAAGGAUGAAACAACCAAUGCUAUUAUCCGGGAAACAAUUGAUACACGAAUGAAGCGACUGGAAGAACUUGUCAACGGAUUGGAAUCAUUGCUAGAUUCUAAAGAACGCAUGUCACGACGUCAAGUAUCUCGGGUAUUGUACGGCAAGCAAGUGGAAAUCUGUGAAGCAUGGAUCGAUACACAGAUGGAUAAACUACAUUCGGCACUUGGUAUGCUUGGAUCUCCUGAUGAUGGACUCAAUGACAACCUAUUCAGCAGCACAAAGGCAACCAUCGAUAUCCAACAAUUACGUGACGCUAUUGGCAUGGCAGAAAGCAUAGAAGCAGCAACCCGUGGCAACGAUACUGUAUUCUCAUCAUUACAAUCAGCGUACAAUACUUGCAAAGGUACCUUUAGGGAAAGUGAUGAUGAUCUGAAUGACUUGUUACGCGAUUAUGAAAGACUGGAAGACAAAUGGAACGAUUUACAAAGAAUGGUAUCAAAAACAACUGAACUAUUGUUUGGUGCUCUUGGUCCUACAGAAAUGAAUAAUCGUAUCAAGCAUCUGUGGGAAAUCAUUCACGGACUUCAAGCGGAAAUGAAUGGUAUGGAUUCUGGACUUUUGACGGAUGAUCAUAUCUUGCAAUGGCAAAAACAAAUUGACACUUUGGACAAGAAUGAUUACAAUGCAGCAAUCAAAAUGAUGGCAUCAUUGAGUAGUGGCAACAGCAACAACAACAAUAACAACAACAAUGAUAGCAAGCAUGUGAAUGGACGGCAACGAAGACCAGUAUCAUGGAGUAAUGCUUAUGAUGAACGACAACAGCGUCAACAAUUGGAUCAAAUAGGAGAAACCAUUUUAUCCAUUCGAAACAUCAUCGCUCGACUUUACGACGUGGUCAAUUUGAAUCGACUUUGCAAAACAUAUGCAGACAAUGCCAUGGUAGCAAAAGCAAAAGUGGAUGAUACUCGUCAGUUGCUCCUGACUAUUCAACAACAAUCGUAUCAAGCUCUCGAUGAUCCAACAACAACUGUACAACAUUAUCAUGAUGCUUUACAGGAUGCUUAUCAAGAAGCGAAAUUGAAACUGGCAGAUUGCAAAGAAACAUAUGACGACCUUUGUGCUUACAACAAUUUUAUUGAAAGUCAAAAAGUACAAGGCGAUGAAUGUGAGGAAUUAUUGGACGAUAUGGAAACUACUCAAAAACAAAUCAACGGUGACUGGAAAACCUUACAAGCAUUAGGACAAUCUGUAUCGAAUAUGACAACAAUGGCAUCUCGACUAAUGGAAGGACAUGAACUGAUGACCAAAAUGGAACAAAACAUUCAAAUAAUUCAGCAAGAUAUCAACAACAAUCUGUCUUCGUCUCCUUCAGCGGACGAGGUCUAUUCCCUGGAAAAACAAAUUCAAGAUGGAACAGAGGGCGACAUGACACAACUGAAAAUGAUCCUUGAUUCUCUCGAUGAUGACAGUAGUAAUAACAAUAAGAAUUUGAUCAAGAUGAUGUUUAUAGAACGGUAUGAUCAAGUGGCAGCACAAAUAUCCGGACUUUAUCAAGUGGUGGAUCAACAUAAACGGCAAUUGGAAAGAAGCAAGUUAUUGGACAGUCUCAACGAAGAAAUCGCUCGACUUCAGGUUGUAUGCGAAGAACAACUCAAGUUCAUUAGACAGCAAGUAGUGGCAAAUCCAGACCUUGUUGGUAAACGCCCUGAAUCUAUUGGUCACAUCUCUCAAACUUAUAUGGCGGCUAUGAGCAAUAUUGAAAAGGUCUAUGAAAAAUGCAAGGAUGAUUAUCAAAUGAUUGUGCAUCAAACGAAGCGACUAGUGGAUUAUUAUCAAGUGCCUGUUAUGCAAAUGGAAACAAUCAAGCGACCCUUAGAAAAAACAUUACAAGACUUGGAUAAUGCUAUACAAACUGAAAAUGAAUACAAUGCAGCACUUAAAUUGGUGAUGAGACAAACAAAAACUGAAGUGGAAUUGGUUCGAUCACUCUCUGACAGGAAAGCUACACUCCUCAAAUAUUCCAAACAAGGACUUCGUACUAGAUUGAAUGCAUUACCUGAUCUGACUGAAUUCAAUCGACGUAACGCUGAUUUAACCAAAUCCGUUGAACAAUUUUUUGCUAUGGGUGAAGAUUUCAAGAAAUCCAAACUUUACAAGAGUAUUGGUGUUGCUAGAACAUCAAGUGUGAACAAGGCUGUGGAUCAUUGUCAAACUAUUGUUAGACGUAUGUGGACUGAAGUCAAGAGCAUGAUGGAUGAAACCAAGGUGCGAUUGGAUGAAAUGUACCGACGACAACAUGGAACGAGUAAGCUCAAUGAUGCACUUCGCUAUGUAGAUGAUAUCAAGGACCGAAUCAACACUCUUCAACUCUCUGGAAAAAGCGUGACAGUGGAAGAAGAUGAACUGAAGGAACUGGAUCAUGAAAUCAAGGUGACAUUGACCAAGAAGAUCGAAGAAAUGGAUCUGCUUUUGGCCAGUAUUUCCGAUAGCGAUGGCAUGAUUCGAAAACAGCGAGCACAGUUAUCUACAGCCACCGAUCAACUCCAUCAUCUUCUUCAAGUACGACAAGAACAAGCACAAACUGAAGGCAACAUCACUCUGUUUUUGGGCAUUAUUGAUCAAGUAGAUGAACAAAUCGUACAACUCUUGGUAGCAGUAGAAAACUCGGCACCUCAUCAUGCCAAGGUGGUACAAGGAAAAUUUGUCAAGACUGAUCUGCAAGAGCUUUUACGUCGAUUGGUAGGUGUUUACAAGAAGAAUGGACCUAGUAUCAACAAAUUACUUGGCUCGGCAAAGGAAGAAGCACGCAAACAAUUCUUGGACGACAAUGACCGUGUGGCCAAACGAUUGGAAAAGACAAUGGAUCGAUGGACGAAGGCACAAGCAGCGGCUGCAGCAAGAGAAAAGGAAUUACAUACAUGCAUCAACGCUUUGAAUCAUGAAUUCUUCACCAAAUUAGCCAUGGCGAAAACCAAGACAGCAAAUAGACGACCUAGUCAAAGCAAUGUUCGAUCUUUAACGCCUGUAGGAGGGGAAUCAUCCUCACCUUCCUCUUCCUCUUCAUCCAUUGGUAGUCUUCCCCCUCGUCCUCCUUCUUCUAUGGGUUAUACUCGACGUCCUAGUUUCCAAUCUUCAGCAUUAUCCGUAGAUCAUCGCAACACUACAAGAAGAUCAAAAACACCCAUCAUAUCUUCCUCUGGUAGUAAACCUCGUUCAACCUAUAUAGCUGAUCCGAAAAAUGAACUGGAUGUCCAAUUGGGUCGUAUUGUCAAUAAUAGUGCAUUCAAAGUGAAUGUGAAAAUGGUCUCUGGUGAAGUUGGAAAAUACUAUUUUGGAGAACGUCUCGUUUAUUGUCGCAUUCUUCCUAGUAAAAUGGUAAUGGUUCGUGUUGGUGGAGGUUGGGUAGAAUUAUCUCAAUUCCUAAAAGAUCAUGGUCAUAAUGAUAACAACAAGUAUAAAAUCACCAAGAACAACAAUAACAUUAGCAAUAAUCAUUUAUCUGUCCAACAAGAUGAUGAAGUCAUAAAAAUCCGUGGUGGUAGAAGCAAUAGUGUUAGUAGUAUUAAUCCUCAUCAUUCAGUCAGCAAAUCAUCUAAUAGAUCAAAAUCACCUGUACCUAGUGGAUAUCUUGAUGGUGAUAGUUUUAUACAUGUAGGUGAAGAUGGCAAUCCAGUGGUAAUGAAAAUGACAAGGGCUAAAGAAGAUGCCACAACUCCCGUCAAAAGAUUCUCCUGAAUGGGUAUUUUUUUUCAGUUUGGUUUCAGUUACCUACGAAUGAUUUUUUUUUAUAUAUACCUUUUUGUUACUUUAGUUAGUUUUUUUUUUAUCUCCCCUUUCUACAACCCCAUGUAUAUAUUACAUUAAUGAAAAAUUCAAAAUAAAAAUAAAAACAUAGUCUUAUUCUUUCGUGAUUUU